AUGAGCUGCUUCAAGAUCCCUGAUUCGUUAUGUGAUGAAAUGACUAGCAUAAUUAGAAGUUUUUGGUGGGGUCAAUGCAAGGAAGAAAAGAAAGUGGCAUGGAUUAGCUGGGAUAAACUUUGCACGCCGAAAGCUCAAGGUGGAAUGGGGUUCAAACAACUAAAGCUUUUCAACUUAGCUUUACUGGCUAAACAAGGUUGGAGGCUUCAAUCGGGUAAAGACUCCUUACUGUUUAGGGUGUUUAAAGCUCGGUAUUUUCCCAGUUGUGAAUUUGUUCAAGCUGAAAUGGGACAUAACCCGUCCUAUGUUUGGAGGAGCUUGAUGGCUGCACAAGGGGUGGUGAAGAAUGGCAUUCGUUGGCAAGUGGGUAAUGGCCAAAAAAUCCAGAUUUGGAAGGACAGGUGGCUGCCUAAUCCGUCACAGUAUAAGGUAAUCUCUCCACCUUCCCUGCUUCACCAUGAGGCUCGGGUAAAUGAGCUUAUUGAUGGAACUAAUGGGGAGUGGAAAUCAGAGCUUGUGGAAAGUGUCUUCCUCCCAUCCGAGGCAGAUACUAUUCGCGGAAUAGCGCUAAGCGCUGCCAUGCCUAAGGAUAGGCUGAUCUGGGGCCCGACUACAAAUGGUAGAUUCUCGGUUCGAAGUGCUUAUACUUUGGCCUUGGAAGCUGCCUUUGGGAAUGACAGAGCUUCGGCCUCUGAUGACAGUAAAAUGUGCAAGUUCUAG
Quercus robur (English oak) is the source of this 720-nucleotide messenger RNA. RefSeq lists its product as uncharacterized. The record is from RefSeq and is a predicted model, not a curated record. NCBI's taxonomy places the organism in Eukaryota, Viridiplantae, Streptophyta, Magnoliopsida, Fagales, Fagaceae. Bases 1 to 720 code for a protein of 239 amino acids. The transcript has a single exon.